CAGGUACAGAGGAAACCACAGUCAAAUUCCGAGUACUAAAACCAAUUGAUAACCACUUCCUUCUCAGCUCUUCAGAUAAAUUAGUGAACCUCCUUUGAACACAUCAUCUUUGGUCCUUGGAGAGAGUCACAGAGCUUCAUUAUGGUGGCUUGCGAAAGACCACUUCUAGGCCUGGCUUUGGCCUGCAUUGGCUUACUGGGGAGCAUCAUUAGCUGUGCUCUCCCUACAUGGAGAAUCAUGACAGCCUUCAAAGAUUACGAAAUGCUCUUAUCCAUUGUGGAGGGUUUAUGGAAGAGAUGUGCGAUCUUACCAACAGGUGAAAUGCAGUGCAUGGGGUACGAGUAUAUACCGUUACCUGAAGACAUGAAGGCUGCCAGAGCACUUAUCAUCAUUGCCAUUAUCAUUGAGGUUCUUGGGAUCCUGCUUGGUGUGGCUGGGAGAAAUUUUAUGAACUUUGUGCCAGACGAAAGGCAAAGGAGCAAAAUGGCUCUGACUUCUGGAAUUGCCUUCCUCAUUGCAGGCUUCUUUUUUCUCAUACCAGUCAGCUGGACCACCAACACCAUCAAUGAUCAUUUUCAUCCUACCCAGUCUCCUUAUGGUCCUGAUCAUGGGGUACUUAAAAAGAUGGAUUUGGGAGCCGCGCUCUACAUUGGCUGGUUCACCACCGUCCUUCUGUUCCUGGGAGGAGGCCUCGUCUGCAGCUCCUUUUUCCGCAGAAGUGGAACUGAGUAAAAUAUUACUUCAACUCUGUGUAAGCAAGGCCUUACUUAUCGCUUUUUAAAUAAGGCCUACUUUUAUACAUCGAGCAGUUUUUUGGGAAUAAGAAAAAGGAUUUAUGAAAGUUUUCACCUCAAGUUUGUCAUUUGAAUGAGUAGAUUAACAAAGUAUAAAAUCAGAUUCAAAUAGAAAGAAAUAUUUACAUUUACAGUUUGAUUGUGUAACUUGAUUCUGAAUGUAUUUUGAGGUAUCCUACACCAUUUCCUAUUUUUUUUUUCAUUUAUUGUUUUUGUUAUUUACUCUGUUAUGUGGAGACAGACUUUACUUUUUAUUUUGGUAAACUGCUAUGAUUUCUGACUAUGUAUCGACUGGUUUAAGUCUAUGUUUUUUUAUCUUUCAUUACCAUCUCUUUAUUAAAUUGACUCAAAAUUGAUGAUCAUGGAAUUGUUUUUACAUAUAAAUAUAUUUGAUUGAUUGUUUACAAGUAAAAUUGAUCUCAAAUGAAAAUUAAUAUUUCUGAGCAUGUAAAAUAAUCUUUUGCAUCUCUUUUUGUUGUCCUCCUUUGUUUGUUUGUUUUUGUUUUGUUUUUGUUAAACCGGCUCAAUAGGGCAUAGCUUUAAGCGGGUACACAUGCCAGCGGCCAGCCGGGUUUGAGUCCCCUCGCAGCCCUUUGCCGCAUGUCUUCCCCUCUCUCUGCCCCUGCUUUCCUGUCCUCUUUACACUGUGCCCAUUGAAUAAAAAGUUGAAAAAGGCCUAAAAGAAAUAUUACAGAAAACGGACAAUAACAUAUUAUGAAUGACUUUAUAAAAGAUUUCAUUUGAGAGUUUCACAUUUUAGAAUAAAAUGACAAGAUGAUUUUAAAAAGUGUUAACAAAGACCACACUGCCAAACUUGACUCGGUGUGUUUUUAAGUUUACAAAUGAUACAUUAAAAAAGACAACUAAGUUUUUAGGUUUUUAAGUUGUGGAAGACAAGUCAGAGUUGACAAAGUGUCAAUUUCUGUACUUAAACACAUCUGUUGUGUCAAACAGUAACUAACAAAAGCAUUUAGUUUAGACUGGAGAAAUUUCAAAAGUUUUUUUGUUGAAUGUUGUCAUAAAGUUUUUAAUUACAAAUAAUACUGAAUUAUGUUUGUGGGCAAUACUUCGUCUCUGGUGUAAUAAAUGCUAUUAAGCUUAUUGAAAAUGAAGAUUAGUGUUUGUUUGGGUUUUUUUUUUUU
Molecule: messenger RNA, 1936 nt
Organism: Oreochromis niloticus (Nile tilapia)
Lineage: Eukaryota; Metazoa; Chordata; Actinopteri; Cichliformes; Cichlidae
Product: claudin-4-like
Exons: 1
Coding region: 142-732 (196 amino acids)
Cellular component (GO): bicellular tight junction; membrane
Molecular function (GO): structural molecule activity
Source: RefSeq, a predicted model, not a curated record